This is a messenger RNA of Rhineura floridana, 5575 nucleotides long. It is a transcript of the gene LRRIQ1, whose product is annotated as leucine rich repeats and IQ motif containing 1. Bases 186 to 5000 code for a protein of 1604 amino acids. The record is from RefSeq and is a predicted model, not a curated record. The transcript has 27 exons. Gene Ontology annotation, molecular function: protein binding. Lineage: Eukaryota; Metazoa; Chordata; Lepidosauria; Squamata; Rhineuridae.
GUUUGGCCGGGUGGCGGCGGGGGCAAGCAGGAGGGUUAAAGCAGCCUUCGAUAUUGGGAGAAGGGAUGGAUGUCCCCCCCUUAUAAGAGAGCGGUGGUGAAAUCCGUUUAUAUCGUUCAGAUAGAAUGGAACGGCCGCUCACUGAGGACAAUUUAUAGAACUACAACUCCCAGCGUCAAUGUUUAAUGGAGGAAGAUUAUGAUGAUAUAAGAAUUGAAGAAGAAAUAGAACUUGAAUUAAGCAAAAUCAGUUUUUCUUCCUCUGAAGCAGAUGAUCCUGAUCCUGAUUUAUCAACAGAGGCUUCAAGUGAUGGUGAAGCGCUUUCAGAUGAGCUACCAGAAUCAGUUCUCCAUUAUUUAAAUUUUGUGAGAAGCAGAAGUCAAAAUGCAGAAAGGCUCAUCUUGCAAGUUUUGGAAAAUGAUGAAAUGUCAAGUAAUAUCUACAGUGUAGUUCCUAAUAAUGCUUCAGAAAGCUUGGCUGAGUUGGCUUCUGAAUAUAAUGAAGAUCCAGAAGAAUUAAAGAAAAGGGUAUUAUCUGAAAUAGAAAAUGAGGAACAACAGAUGAGUGUGACUCCUGGUAAUUCCAUUGAGCCCAGCAACAGUGGAGAUAUUCCUUCCAAUGAAAUUGCUGAUGGAUGUUCUUUGACAGAUGAUGGUGGCAUAGUUAUUAGCUUUACUUUCCAAGAAGUUGAAGAAAAAUGCAAGCGAGAAUAUGAGGUUUGGGUGGAAAAGCAAAAUGAACUUGAAAAUGAAAGAAUAAAGGAGCUGAAAGUUAAGAGGGACAUGGAAGAAACACAAACUGAGGAGGAGGAAAAAAGGAGACAACUACGUCAGGAUGAACUGGAGGCUGAACGAAUGAAGUUAGAAAUGUUUCAUGCGCAGCAGCAGGCUAUGAUGGAAGAGGAACUGCUGAAAAAGGAGAAGAUUUGGAAAGAACAACUGAGACAGCACAAGGAGUUGAUUAAUAACUUACACAUACAAAUAGAAGAAGAAAAAAAGACCUUUGAAGAACAACAAGCAAUGGAAAGAAAACACUUGUCAGAAAAGCAGAAUAUGGCAGCUGUAAAAAUUCAAGCUAUGUUUAGAGCAUUUUUAGUGUACAAAAAAUAUGCCCCAGUUUUGAAAGAAUGGAGAAAAGAGCUAGAAAAGAAAAGAGAAUUACAAGAAAUGAUGAAAAGGGAAAUGAAAGAAAAGCAGGAAAGAUGGAUGAGGAGGGCUGUAGAGAAGAAAGAACAAGAGGAAAAACAAAGAAAGAGACAAGAAGAAAAGGAGAGACAAGAGCUUGCAGAAAAGAUGAAGAGGCAUGAAGAAUAUGAAAAGAAGAAAGAAAUUAUGAGACUUCAGCGAGAGCAGCUAAUGUUGAAAGAAUUGGAAAGUGCAGAAAAGGGCAAACUAAAAUCUGUGAUAGAAAAUAAAAUGGAAUCUGAAGAUAUGGAUAAAGAAAUACAGCUUUCCAAGAAACAACAAGAAAUAGAACAAGUCGAAGAAGAUAAAACUGAAAAAAUACAAAGGAAAAAGAAGCUUGAAAAUACAGAUAACAAUACAGAAAUAGCAAACGACGUAAAAGCAGUAGCAAAGGUAGAAGAACAAAAGGAAGAAAAAGCUGCCAAAAUAGAAAGGGGAGUGGGACCCAAAAAUACAGAUAAGGCUUUAGCAAUAGCAAAUAGGGAGGAAGAAAUCAAAAAGAUAAACGAACAAGAAAAAGCCAAAGAUGAAAAAACAAAAUUAAUUGUGGAAAAGGAACAGAGAAAAGAAACACAGGAAAAAAUGUAUGAGAAAGAGAAAGAAGAUGAAAAACAUGGAAUGAUGCACGUAGGAAAUGAUGCGAAAGACCAUUGUUUGACAACUACAGAAUUUCAGAAAAACAGUAGCACAAAUGCUCUCAAAAGUGAAACUAUUACAAUAGUUAAUCAGAAAAACAGCAGACAUAGCAAUUGCAUUAGCAGGGAUGUUCAGCUAGAUUCUGGAGACAUUGGACAGAUAGAUGGGCCUUAUGCAUCUGAAAAUAUUAAAAUAGAGCUUGCUUUAAAAGAAGUUCAUGAAGAAGUCACAAAUCGUUGGGCCAAAGGUGAGAACUCAGUCAGUUUUUUUGAGCAACCAUUCUUGCUUUCUGAUUUUAUUGAAAAUAAAAGAUUAGUGUGGAUGAAAACAUGUAAAUCCUGGUCUAGAAUAUAUAGGGAACAUCAGAGGAAAAAAAUGGUUGAAAGAAGCAGACCACGGAAAUGCUCAGCUAGCUUGAUACCUCCUCUGAGUGCCACCAUGAUAAUCCAGGCUGGCCCUUGGAAUACUCUGCAACAGGUGACCACAAUUAUCUUUCAAGAUUUGCCUGGCUGCAGCCUCUCCACAUUGUCACAGUGUUCAAAGCUUCAGUUUCUGAGUCUCAAACGUUGUGGAUUGGUUGCUUUGGAAGGACUGGACAACUGCAAAGAUCUAAAAUACAUAGAUGUAGAGGAGAACAACAUUCAAGGGAUGAAUUGUGAGAAUCUAGAAAAUCUCUGCAUUCUGAUUCUGAACAAGAAUAAUAUUUCAUCACUUCAUGGUUUAUAUGGCUGCACUAAUCUAUGGAAUCUUGAACUUUCCUACAAUAAAAUCACUCGAAUUGGUGGAUUGGGUUCAUUGAAAAAUCUUCAACGACUGGUUGUGGAUCAUAAUCAAUUGAUUAGCACCAAAGGACUUUCUGAUACUCCUACUCUUGUGUAUAUAGAUUGUUCUUUUAAUCAUCUUACUCAUGUUGAUGGCAUUGAAAACUGUGGCCUUCUUCAAGUUCUGAAGUUACAGGGGAAUAACCUCAAUGAGUUCCCCAGCCUGGAAAAUCAUGUUUUGCUAAGAGAAUUAUACUUGGAAGACAACAGCAUCUCAUCAUUGGAAAAGCUUUCUAUGUAUUGGCUGCCUUUGCUACGGAUUCUUUUUCUUUCCCAAAACAGUUUGACUCGGCUUGCACCCCUUUUUUCAUAUGUCUCUUUGGAAAAGCUAGAUAUCAGCAACAACUGCUUGUUAGAUCUUAAGAGCAUCAUUCAGUGGCUUGGUGGUUGUGAUAGCCUAAGAGAAUUAUCCCUACAUGGAAAUCCACUUCUUCAAGAAAAGAACUGGAGGUGUUCCUUAUUUAAAAUUCUUCCCAAUUUGAAAAUACUUAAUGAUGAAAACAUAAAUUCUGAUGCAGAAAUCCCAGGUGAAAAAAACAACAAAAAAGCAGAGCCAGGAAGUUUUGCAGCAUUUUGUCAAGCUCAGAUUCACAAAAUUGACUUAGUCAGCAAAAAAGCCACAACCAGGUUAAUAGGUGAAUUCUCUGCAGAUGCUGUACAGCUCCAGUGCUGGUAUCUUAAGAAGCUGAUGAAGCUUAGUAGUGAGCACCGUUAUGCACAUGAAUAUGGAGUUCUAAACACUACUGAAGGAGAGGAACCAGAAAAACCAACAAAUCAUUUGAACCAAGAAGCCAUUAACAACAUAGAGAAAAAUAACUUCUUUAUCACUGGUGUAAAACAAAAUAAGCAGGACUCAUUGAGCAUGUCUGAAAGAUGGAUUGCUCUUGGCUAUGCUCAGACUAUGCCUGUUAACUCCUUCAUGACAGUGCCUGGAAUGGGAAAGAAUCAAGAAUACAGACAAAAAAAUACUAUUCAAUAUUUCCUUAACCACAGUGGGGAAAGCAAAGAUAACAAUGUAUUAAUCAGUCCAAAGAGAAACAAAUUCUGCAAGCAAAUCACGGCAAGUAAUGGAGGAAAUUAUCUUCAAUCUUUUGACAAUUCACAAAACUUGGCAGCCACAGUUAUCCAAUCAUACUGGCGAGGCUAUAGAGUUCGUAAAAAGAUCCAUUUCUAUGCAAGGCAACAUGUGGCAGCAACCGUAAUCCAGUCUUGUUGGCGAAGCUUCUGUACAAAAAAAAAAAUAGCCAGCUGCAAGAAAGAUCAUCAUUUUAUGGACAAGCAUAAAGCUGCUACUAUACUUCAGGCACUCUGGAAAGGUUUCUGUCUGCGAAAGAAACUGGCCGGUGCUCUGGCAGCUGUUAAAACUGAUGAAGUUGACGAUGACUACAGAGAAGUAACUGUGGAUGACUUUAUGUUUGAUGAAACUGUCAUAGAGAAAGAAUGGCCGGCUUUGGAUUCCACCCACUUCCUUUCACAAACACUACUAUGCUCGGACCAAUUGCCCUCGCCAAAGUUUAAUGAACCUGCAAGAUGUGAAGACAACUCACGUGAUUUAAAGUGGUUUCCACAUAAAACCUGGCAGUUUAGGGAAAGACCAAAAUCAUUCUCAUCAGAAAACAGCCAUAUUAGUAACAGGUCAGAGAAGACUACUCUCUCACAGCUCUCUGACUUGAAACUUCCCCAAAAGUCAUCAUUAAGAUCAGAAAAAGAAGAAAAAAUUUCAGAAGAAUGGGGUUUUAAAGAUAUUUCUACUGCACAGCUGAUGCUAAAGAGAGCACAUAAAAUGAAAGCAAAAAGAUCUAAAAAGCUUGACCCAGCUGUGCGCCUGGCGUUGUUCAAAAACAAUGAAAAUAAACAUCCCCCUGUGAAACCACCAAAGAAGGCACAGACUGAAAAAACUGGUUACUUUGAAGGUAAGGAAGAAGCAUUUACUCACAUAAACAUAUCAGCAGAGAAGAUGGAAAGGAACAAAGAGCGUACAUACCAGUGGCUCCAUACACAGGUUUGGGAUUAUGAAGGAGCUAGUCCCAGAAAUGAAAAAUGCACACAUUUCUUACCUGAGAUAGAUCCAGAAGUAAUCAAGGGAGGAAGAGUUCAGCUUGUGACAAGCCCUGUAAGGAGAGAAGACACGGAUUUAGAGCUUGUUUCCAUGACCAGUGGAAGUACUUUGACUCAGAACAAAGAAAAAAAUAAUCAGCCACACAGACGCUCUGCAGGAUCUUCAAAAAAGGAUGCACCUGCACCUGAAAGAUCACAUUUGGGCCCCUCACAUAAAGAGCGGAUAUCAUUUCGAGACCAUCCGGUUCAAUUCAGCGGUGGAUGGGGAAGUGGCAAAAAGAAAGCAAAACCUUUGAAAUAGUAGUUGGACCUUGGGCAUUUAAAACAUAUGGUGAGCUGUUUCUUUUCAGGAGGUCUGUGAGUUGCCAUCAUUUUAGGAUUCUCCAGAUGAAAAGUUCCAAAACACCAUGUACACUGUAUUUUAUUUUAAUCUUAAUGAUUUUCAACAUUUUCUUCUUCCUCUUCUGCAAAUACGUUUUAUAAAUGCCACAGAAAUUACAAUAUUUGUAUCUGAAUUUUAUUUUUGCAGUUUGGUUUAAGAUGCAAAACAUGUCUUGAAUUAUUAUAAAGUGAUUUGUAUAAUCCAGUCAACAUUUAGAUGUAUAUGUACAAUAAUGAUUUGUGAUUCCACAGUGGUAUGUGACAGGUAGCCUGAUCCACAGUUGAACUAAAGUACUUACUGCACAUCUCAAUCAAGCAAAACAAAUCAAAAUCAAAUUGGCCCAAAUCUAGGUACUUUGCUUCACUGCUUUGUAGACUGGAAUAUAUAUCUGUUAAAAAAAUAAUAAAAUGUGGAAUUUUAAUCUUAUUCCAAACAUAUUAAUGAUGUAAAUAUGUUUUGUGUAAAAAUGCAUCAAAUUCUAUUCAACAGUUGCA